Nicrophorus vespilloides is the source of this 1626-nucleotide messenger RNA. RefSeq names its product AT-rich interactive domain-containing protein 5B-like. The record is from RefSeq and is a predicted model, not a curated record. The annotation marks the transcript as partial. The transcript has 4 exons. Gene Ontology annotation, biological process: regulation of transcription by RNA polymerase II. NCBI's taxonomy places the organism in Eukaryota, Metazoa, Arthropoda, Insecta, Coleoptera, Silphidae. Gene Ontology annotation, molecular function: transcription cis-regulatory region binding. Gene Ontology annotation, cellular component: nucleus.
AUCAUCGUUGGUUGAAUUUUGUUACCGGAUUAAUCGUUAAACAUUAAUAACAGAUGAAAUAGGGGAUGAUUGGAUGAGAGUGAGGUGCAGGAUCUGCACCGGUGCAGCAGCUCUGGCAGGGGUGGAGGAGUCGCGACGACUGAGCGCGUCGUCGUCGUUGUCUGGCCGUGCUAGAAGCCAGUCGCGUCGCGUGCCCCGCACAGUGUGGAUGUAAACGCGGUGUUUGUUGUUCUGGCGCUUGUCCCACGUGCUCCAGUGGCUAGAGGUGGUUCAGCAGUAGUGGUGCAUCACGACAGAAGAAGGAUUACGUUGAUGAUGAUGAUGAUCAUCGAUGCGACGGUGAUGAUGCCCACGACGACGUCUCCGGUGCAGCGACAGCGAUCGCAACUGAAACAACAACAACAACAUUGCGAGCCGAUCGGUCGUUCGAACUGAAUCGCAAUCAUCGCGAUCAUCCCCCCACCGUGCGUGUGUCGCGCUUAGUGCGUGUAUGUAUACGAAGUGUACGUGUGUACGUACGGUACGUACGUGUGGUUGUGAUCAUUCUUGAAAAGCGCCAGUGUUGCCGACGGCCGGCGGAACCGCACGAACGGCUCGCAGCGCUCCGUAUCAUGACGUCAUAUAAUUAGAGUAAAUACAAAGUAGAGAGGAUGGUGUUAGCGUGUUGUGGUGUGUUAUGCAGUGCUGUGUAUUUUAUUAAUAUCAAUUUAUAUAUAUGUGAAUUUAUAUAUAUAUAAUUAUAUAGAUGUGCUGUGCAUACAGGAUAACAACAAAACGGCAACAACGAGAAAAUAAAACUACUACUAUCACUGCCACCACAACAACAACAAUAACAACAACAACAAACAGGACGGAUAAGUUUGAGUUGAGGAGUAACAAGAGGAGGACGACGACGACGACAACAACAACGCAGGAAUAUGGGCGAGAAACGUAAUGGUGGUAAUUUCGUGAAUCGGAUUCAUUACUAUUAUUAUCACUUGCUGUUUGGAAUAAAUUCAGCAACAUAAAAUAUAUAUAAAUAAUAUAUACAUAAUAUAUAUAUUUUUUUAUAUAUAUUUAUAUUUAUAUUCGUCGGAGCCUACUACAGUUUUGUGUGGAUGGAGAGGAUAGCAGCGAGCGCUCCGCGCACCAUGGACAACGGCAGUGUGCAGCUGAUAGGAGGCCCGUGCGGACAGCACGGCCCUUACACCUUCUACAAGGCCUUCAAGUACACGAAGAACGGCCAGAGACACAUAAUGACACUGAGUGAAUUCUUUUUCGUGAAGCUGUGGAUGGACUCGGAUCUGGUGUGCAUCGGUGAGCUGCAGCUGCUCUGGGCGGAUAAGAAUAGUGAGCAAGUGCUGGCCAGUUUGAGGCUAUACUUUUUGCCGGAGAACACGCCCGAAGGAAGGAUGGAUCAUGGCGAGGAUGAAGUGUUGGCCAUAUCGGAGAAGGUUGUGCUCAAAGUCGAAGAUCUCAUUACCUGGAUAACUUUAGAUGCGGAGUGGAAUUGGGGGCGGCAGGCAAAGUACAUAGAUCCGCCAAACUCUAACCAGGAUUCGUUCGUGCCGUUGGCACCGCAUCCCAUCAGGCUCACGGAGACCGCGCUGGACUUUACGGACGUCGAAAAGGAGCGAAAACUAUUAG